Rana temporaria (common frog) is the source of this 5301-nucleotide messenger RNA. It is a transcript of the gene TBC1D9, whose product is annotated as TBC1 domain family member 9. Lineage: Eukaryota; Metazoa; Chordata; Amphibia; Anura; Ranidae. The record is from RefSeq and is a predicted model, not a curated record. Bases 617 to 4375 code for a protein of 1252 amino acids. Gene Ontology annotation, molecular function: calcium ion binding. The transcript has 21 exons.
UCUCAGCUUGGCUCUGCCUCUUGUCUCCUCUCUCCUCCCUUUUUCAUUCGUGCAAUCCUCUGAUCACUGAGCUGCUUCUCCCUGCUCUGGCUGGAUUAUUGCAUUGUUAUGCUGGCGGUGGUACCAUGGACAGAGCACCCCUGCACUGAUCUCAGCCCUUGCUGCCACUGAUUGUCUGCCCACCAUCUUCUGAUGCCUGUACUGAAUCUGGAAGACGGGAUGGAUGUCCUCCCUGGAUCAGUGCCAGCUGAUCCCUGACAUGGCUGUCACCAUCUUGACAUUUCAGAUGUCACAGCUGUCAUUGAUUAUCUGAUGAAAUAAAAUAGCACAACUAUUGGGAAAAGCAAAUCUGCUGAUGACAGAGCAGUCUGCUGUUUGGAUCUUGUAGGUGCAAGUCCCAGGAUGUGCCUGUGUAUGUGCUGACAGAGGUGUCUGGACCUCCUCCUCUCCUCCCUGGUGUCCUGGAGCUCAGACCUUGUUGUGGUUUGGGGUCAAAUAGGAUGCAGCUUCUGAUCUGUGAACUCCAUCCUCUGCUGUGACACUGCUGCUUCUGUCCUCUCUGCUGUAUGGAAUUCUCCCAGGGAGCAUAACAUAGGAGAUCUGUCUGUCCCUGACCAUGUGGGUCCAUCCAGAAGAAGUGCUGCUGGCAAACGCCCUAUGGAUCACAGAGAGGGCCAAUCCUUAUUUCAUACUGCAGAGGAGGAAGGGUCAUGGGACCAGAGGAGGUGGAGGGUUGGCCGGUUUAUUAGUUGGGACACUUGAUGUUGUUUUGGACUCAAGUGCAAGAGUGGCACCUUAUCGCAUCCUUUAUCAGACUCCAGACUCCCUUGUGUACUGGACUAUUGCUUGUGGUGGUUCUCGGAAGGAGGUGACUGAGCACUGGGAAUGGCUUGAAGUGAACUUGCUGCAAACGCUUUCCAUUUUUGAAAAUGAAAAUGACAUCACCACAUUUGUUAGAGGAAAAAUACAGGGUAUCAUUGCAGAGUAUAAUAAAAUUAAUGGAGUUAAAGAAGAUGAUGAUACAGACAAGUUUAAAGAGGCGAUUGUAAAGUUCCACAAGCUUUUUGGUAUGCCAGAUGAAGAGAAAUUGGUGAAUUACUACUCCUGCAGUUACUGGAAGGGCAGAGUUCCCCGGCAAGGAUGGGUGUACCUGAGCAUCAAUCACCUUUGUUUCUAUUCCUUCCUGCUGGGAAAAGAAGCCAAGCUGGUGAUCCGUUGGGUGGAUAUAACGCAGCUGGAAAAGACGGCCACCCUGCUUCUUCCUGACAUGAUUAAAGCUAGCACGCGGUCUAGUGAACAUUUCUUCUCCGUCUUUCUCAACAUCACAGAGACGUUCAAAUUAAUGGAGCAGCUUGCCAACAUGGCUAUGAGGCAGCUUCUGGACAAUGAAGGCUUUGAGCAGGACCGCUCUCUUCCCAAACUGAAAAAGAAAUCGCCCAAAAAAGUAUCUGCCCUAAAACGAGAUUUAGAUGCUCGAGCCAAGAGCGAACGAUAUCGCUCCCUCUUCCGCCUCCCCAAGGAUGAGAAGCUGGAUGGACAUACAGACUGUACCCUAUGGACACCAUUCAGUAAAAGACAUAUUGUGGGCCAGAUGUUUGUAUCCACCAAUUACAUCUGCUUCACUAGUAAAGAGGAGAACCUGUGCAGCCUAAUCAUUCCACUGAGAGAGGUGACCAUUGUUGAGAAGGCAGACAGUUCCAGUGUCCUGCCUAGUCCACUGUCUAUCAGCACAAAGAACAGAAUGACCUUCCUAUUUGCCAACUUGAAGGACAGAGACUUUCUUGUGCAGAGGAUAUCUGAUUUCCUGCAGCAAACUACCCUGAAAAUGUACUUUGAUAAGGACAUGUCUGGAAGUGACAGCAGCAUGAGUGAAGAGGUAUAUUUGAAAGCAAGCAGCUUUGUUUCCUGCAGUCCUCAGAUGAGACUCCGGACAGAAGUAGAUGGCGAUCGACCAUUAAAUCUUAAUGGCAAUACUGCUCCAACUGCCACCCAAACCUUAAUGACAAUGUAUCGCAGGAGGUCACCAGAAGAAGAAUUCAACCCUAAACUGGCCAAAGAAUUUCUGAAGGAACAAGCGUGGAAGAUCCAUUUUGCAGAGUAUGGCCAGGGAAUCUGUAUGUACCGGACACAAAAGACAAGAGACCUGGUGUUGAAAGGAAUCCCAGAGAGUAUGCGUGGAGAACUGUGGCUGCUCUUUUCUGGUGCUAUAAAUGAAAUGGCUACUCAUCCUGGGUAUUAUGAAGAGUUGGUCGAGAAGUCCAUGGGUCAGUAUAACCUUGCCACAGAAGAAAUUGAGAGGGAUUUGCAUCGUUCUCUUCCAGAACAUCCAGCAUUCCAAAAUGAAAUCGGGAUUUCUGCCUUGAGAAGGGUCCUCACUGCUUAUGCCUUCAGAAAUCCAAACAUUGGAUACUGCCAGGCCAUGAAUAUUGUUACCUCUGUGCUUCUGCUGUACGCAAAGGAAGAAGAAGCCUUUUGGUUGCUUGUUGCUCUAUGUGAACGCAUGCUUCCUGAUUAUUACAAUACAAGAGUUGUUGGAGCUCUUGUGGAUCAGGGUGUUUUUGAAGAAUUGGCUCAUGAUUAUGUGCCCCAGCUAUAUGACUGUAUGCAAGAUCUGGGCGUAAUUUCCACGAUUUCCUUGUCUUGGUUCCUCACGUUGUUUCUCAGUGUCAUGCCUUUUGAAAGUGCUGUGGUGGUAGUGGACUGUUUCUUCUAUGAAGGCAUCAAGGUGAUAUUCCAGCUGGCACUUGCUGUGUUGGAGGCCAAUGUGGACAAGCUACUUAACUGUAAAGAUGAUGGAGAAGCCAUGACUGUCUUGGGGAGGUAUCUAGACAGUGUGAGUAAUAAAGACAGCACUUUACCACCAAUUCCACAUCUCCAUUCCUUAAUCAUGGAUGACACCGAGCCUUAUCCAGAAGUGGACAUCUUUACACUGAUAGCUGCAUCUUAUCAGAAAUUCGGAACUAUACGAGCAGACCUGAUAGAGCAGAUGAGAUUUAAGCAACGGCUAAAAGUAAUACAGAUUCUUGAAGAUACUACAAAACGAAAUGUGGUCCGCACUAUUGUCACCGACACUGCAUUCACUAUUGAUGAAUUGGAAGAAUUGUAUGCACUUUUUAAGGCUGAGCACAUGACAAGCUGCUACUGGGGAGGUAACAGCUCACUCAUUGAACGUCAUGACCCUUCCCUUCCCUAUCUUGAGCAGUACCGCAUAGACUUCCAGCAAUUCAAGGGACUGUUUAUACUGCUGUUCCCAUGGGCAAGUGGAGCACACACAGAUGUCAUGGCCGUCCGUCUGUUUAGACUCCUAGAUGAAAAUGGGGACAACUUGAUCAAUUUUAAAGAAUUUGUCUCGGGUUUAAGUAACGCCUGCCAUGGGGACCUCACUGAAAAAUUGAAGCUGUUAUAUAGGAUGCACAUACUGCCUGACCUGUCACCUGACCAGGAAGAGCCAGAUUCGGCUUUUGAGGCCACUCAAUAUUUUUUUGAAGAUAUCACACCAGAAUGUAGCCAAGUCUCGACACUUGAUUCCAAAUACAAGAAAAGGCCAGAAGAAGGAUUUGUGGCUGUCAGCCUUAAAAUCACUAAAGUUAAGAGGACAAGCCAAGACAAUCGGAAUUCUCUUCGUUUAUGGGCACAAGAGAACCGAUCAAGGCAAAAGGUUCCAAAGGAGUUGCCUAAAUUAAAACAGGGCCAGUUCAUUGAACUGUGUAAAACUAUGUACAAUAUGUUCAGUGAAGACCUUUGUGAGCAAGAACUGUAUCAUGCCACUGCUGCAGUCACCAGCUUGUUGCUUGAGAUUGGAGAGGUGGGCAAGCUUUUCUCUGCCCAGGUUCCAGAAGAGACACCCAAUCAAAACACCAAGGAGACUCCAGGCAAAAUCAGCGAGAAGAAACCGGUGCAUAUAUGCCAAUAUAUCCAGGGGGGAGUUUUCUCCAACAUCCAGGUAUCCAGUGACCAUGCAGAAGAUCAAAUGGAGGAAGUUAAGCUAGAAGACUCCUCUCCAAGAGACAAUGGGGCCUGUUCAUCUAUGCUGAUAUCCGAUGAUGACACUAAAGACGAUAUGUCCUCUUACUCCGUACUGAGUGCUGGAUCCCAUGAAGAUGACAAACUGCAGUGUGAAGACAUUGGUGAUGACACCAUUCUUGUGCGAAGUCACCAUCAUGCUUCUUUGCCAUCAAGCACAAGUCUAGACCAAGACUGGGCCAUAACCUUUGAGCAGUUCCUUGCCUCUCUCUUGACAGAGCCAGCUCUGGUGAGAUACUUUGACAAGCCUGUGUCCAUGAUGGCAAGGAUCACCAAUGCUAAAAAUGUCCGAAUGAUGGGGAAAACUUUACCAUCCACAAGUGACUAUGACAUUCCAACAAUUUCUGGAUAGAGCCGACCAUAAAAUGGACUUUUUUAUUUGACUGAAUGAAAACAAAAAAAAAAUGCUCUUUUAAACUUUUCGGUAAAAAAUGCACAACUCCCCCCUAACCUUAAAUAUAUGACCUAUUAGUAUAAUAUAGAUUUUAAACCAACGUUUUUAAAGACCUACUACUAUAGUACAGGCAUGGGUGGAGCUGUUUUAAAAGAGGGAUUUUAAAUAACGUAUAAAUAUAUAUAUUAAUCUUAAUCUAUCACAGUACAAUAUAAAGUGUAUUAUUUGUCCUCUAGAUAUAAAGAACUUCUUGUUGAAGCAGAACAUAAGGUUGGUAAUUGAGUAAAGAAGUGCAAAGCGCAAUAGCCUGUAAUGACCAAUUAGAAUUUUGUUUGCUAAAGUCGCAUAAAAAUGAUUCCUCAUUGGUCGUAAUGGGCUAGUGCAUUACAAUUGUUUUUUAUACUUCCUUAUUAAAUAAGCCUAAUUAUAUGUAUCGGGAUAAUAUAAUGUAAUUUCAUGUAAAUAAGUCCUAAUGUGUAUUGGACGUCUAUGCUGCUGUAUAUGAAGUCGGUGGGAAUGCAAUGCCACUUUAUUAGAUGAAUACCAAUCCUACCCUGAGCUAGUGUUUACUGUACCUAUGCACCUGCACUUUGAAAUUUUGCUCCUUUGUUAGCAGAAUUACUUCUUUACAUUUUGGUUUUAUAACUGUCUAUUUAUAAGUCAGAAACUGGCAACAUCUUUCCUCCAUAGCCGUGCACAUCUAAAGUGAAUCGCAUACUGCUAGUUCAUCAAACACUCCCCUCCCCCCAGACUGAUAAAGCAGCUCCUGUGCUCCUUCAUACAGAGUGUAGGCACUCUAAUACAAGAGGCAUGUUACUGGCCAGAUCACAGGUGAAAACAAGGGGGGGGGGGCCUAAAAAAAAGAAAACGAAUGCAGCCACCAC